Molecule: messenger RNA, 4557 nt
Organism: Myiozetetes cayanensis
Lineage: Eukaryota; Metazoa; Chordata; Aves; Passeriformes; Tyrannidae
Gene: RHOBTB1
Product: Rho related BTB domain containing 1
Exons: 11
Coding region: 342-2426 (694 amino acids)
Biological process (GO): small GTPase-mediated signal transduction
Molecular function (GO): GTPase activity; protein binding; GTP binding
Source: RefSeq, a predicted model, not a curated record
ACCGGGCACUGCACACACAGCUCCAGGCAUUGGGCACCGGGCACUGCACACACAGCUCCAGGCAUUGGGCACCGGGCACCGCACCAGGCACCUGGCACCGCACCACACACGGCACCGAGCAUUGGCCACCGAGCACCGCACACACCACACACAGCGCCGGGCACCACAUCAGGCGCCGCACCGCGCCGGGUCGUCUCUGUCCUGCUCCCAGCGGGUCCCGCUCCGUGCUCAGGAGUGCCACAGUAAGAGAAAGACAUGAAGUAUCUGUAAAGGAAUUCUGCUUUUGAUCAAGCUGCUAAAAAUGGAUAUGGACAUUAUUUUCUCCUUUGAGUUUUUGAUAAAUGGACAUUGACAUGGACUACGAAAGACCCAACGUUGAAACUAUCAAGUGUGUGGUGGUUGGAGAUAAUGCAGUGGGAAAGACCCGUCUGAUCUGUGCAAGAGCCUGCAACACAACCUUGACUCAGUAUCAGCUGCUGGCAACUCACGUUCCAACUGUCUGGGCCAUUGAUCAGUACCGUGUCUGCCAAGAGGUCCUUGAACGCUCAAGAGAUGUUGUGGAUGAAGUGAGUGUUUCUCUCAGGCUGUGGGAUACAUUUGGGGACCACCACAAAGACAGGCGCUUUGCUUAUGGAAGGUCCGAUGUGGUUGUUCUGUGCUUUUCCAUUGCUAAUCCUAAUUCCCUGAAUCAUGUGAAAACGAUGUGGUAUCAAGAAAUCAAGCACUUCUGUCCCCGCACACCUGUCAUUCUGGUGGGCUGCCAGCUCGAUCUCCGCUAUGCAGACCUGGAGGCUGUGAACAGAGCCAGGCGGCCUCUGGCAAGGCCGAUAAAAAGGGGAGACAUUUUGCCCCCAGAAAGAGGCAGAGAGGUUGCCAAGGAACUUGGGAUACCAUACUAUGAAACCAGUGUAUUUGACCAGUUUGGGAUUAAAGAUGUUUUUGACAAUGCAAUUAGAGCUGCCCUGAUCUCCAGGAGACACCUGCAGUUCUGGAAAUCUCAUUUGAAGAAGGUCCAAAAACCUUUGCUUCAGGCUCCAUUCCUACCUCCGAAAGCCCCUCCUCCGGUUAUCAAAAUUCCUGAGUGUCCCGUGCCGAGCGUGAAUGAAGCUGGAUAUUUAUUGGACAGCCCACUGUGUGCAGAUGUCAUGUUUGUUCUCCAGGAGCAGGACUGCAUUUUUGCUCACAAGAUUUACCUAGCUACCUCCUCUUCAAAGUUUUAUGACCUUUUCUUAAUGGAAUGUGAGGGAAGUCUGGACUUGGAUGAAACACAGUGUAAUAAAGAAAACACAAAUAAGGAUGUUCAGACAAGUCACCCUGAGACAAACAGUGACAGUAAUGAGAAUUCCUUGAAAACUGCUGAUGUUAAAAUUCCCCCACCAGAAAGCAGUGACUCUUUAAACGUGCUAGAACCUGAAUCUGGUGAAACAAACUCUGCAGCAAGAUCUCUGUCAUCCUGGGGUAAGGGGUUUGUUAGUGUGCACAAGGAAAUGCAAGUGAAUCCCGUCUCCAAUCGGACAUGUCCUGUAACUGUGGUAAAAAUGGAUUCAUCUGUGCAGGCCGGACCUUUUAAAACUGUUUUGCAGUUUUUAUACACAGGCCAACUGGAUGAAAAUGAAAAAGACCUCACAAGACUUGCUCAGAUUGCUGAAAUCUUGGAAGUAUUUGAUUUGCGGAUGAUGGUGGAGAAUAUUAUGAAUAAAGAAGCCUUCAUGAAUCAAGAGAUUACUAAAGCAUUUCAUGUCAGAAAAGCUAAUCGGAUAAAAGAGUGCCUUUGCAAAGGGACGUUUUCUGAUGUGACAUUUAAAUUGGAUGAUGGAAGCAUAAAGGCCCACAAGCCACUGCUGAUCUGUAGCUGUGAAUGGAUGUCUGCUAUGUUUGGAGGAUCAUUUAUUGAAAGCUCCAACAGUGAGGUAGUUCUUCCCAACAUAAACAAGGCUUCCAUGCAAGCGGUUUUAGAUUACUUGUAUACCAAGCAACUGUCCUCCAGUCAGGAACUGGACACACUUGAGUUAAUUGCAUUGGCAAAUAGAUUUUGCCUUCCUCACCUGAUUGCUCUCGCAGAACAGCAUGCAGUACAAGAGCUGACAAAAGCCUCCAUGAGCGGCGUUGCAAUAGAUGGAGAAGUGCUCUCCUAUUUGGAAUUGGCACAGUUUCACAACGCUAACCAGCUGGCAGCUUGGUGCUUGCACUACAUCUGCACCAACUACAACAGCGUUUGCUCCAAAUUCCGCAAGGAAAUCAAAGCUAAAUCUGCAGAUAAUCAAGAAUACUUCGAGAGGCAUCGGUGGCCGCCUGUGUGGUAUUUAAAGGAAGAAGAUCACUACCAGAGGGUGAAAAAGGAAAGAGAAAAGGAAGAUGUUGCACUGAACAAACAUCAUUCAAAGCGGAAGUGGUGCUUCUGGAAUUCCUCUGCUGUAGUUGCCUGAACAAAGCAAAUGAGUGGAAAUCCAUAGACAGAAAUUAUUCUUAUUUGUUGGAAAUAAGAUGUAGUUCAGGUUUUCAGGAAACUGUGUUCCAAGUGUGCAUUUAUUACUGCUAGGGUCAAAAGCACAAGCUCACUGAAAGUGAGCCUGGAACAGCUCCUCGAAGUCACAUGUAUAUUUUUGACUGGUAAGCAGAUAAAUGUCGAUCAUUGUUACGUUUCUUUUUAUACAAAAAAAAAACCAAAUCCAGCAUUAAUGUUUCAGUCUCCAGUUGGGAAAUAUUUUUAUACUGUCUGGUGUAUUUUGUUCAGAUAAAAUUCUGGAUACUGUUUUAUUUUACAGACCACAAAAUAACCAUGUAGCAGCUUUGUAAUUAGAUUUUAACUAUUUUUACUAUGCGAGCACAGUGAAAUAGACAAUCUUCAGUCAUAAGAGACUGCUUUUAGAGUAUCUCAUAAAAAGUCAUCUUAGGAAAAAAAUCUAGUUCCUACUAUAGGUUGUCUUUUUUAAACUAAGUACUGUGCACUGGUAAUAUAAUUAGAUGGUUAUUUCCCCUUUCUAAAGUAAAGGGUUAGAAUAAGAUCCAAUAACUGCAAGAUAUAGAGUGCUUGAUCUUUGCUCAGCUGAAUAAUAGGCAGUAUAAUUACCUGUUCAACUGCUGGCAAAUGUAUUUCUACAUUUUUCUAAUAUUUGCCAUGUAAGUGCAAAUAAUUAUGACUAUGUGGGCCAUGUGAAAUCUAGUGAUUCUAAGUAUUCAGAGGUUUUAUAUGUCUAGAUCAAAGAGGAUAUUUCUAAAAUCAUUUAGAAGGGCUUAUUAAUUUAUAUCCUUAUACAAGUAUGGAUCUGAAUGCAAAAAGCAGUCACACUGCUUGCAUUUGAAUUACUGCAUGGCAGUUACCUUGUUCUGCAGGAUCUUAAAACCAUGCAGCCAUUUUUCAUCCUGAAUUCCCUUUUGCUUCAGUGCAAGCAAAUAAAGGGCUGCAAAACCAAGUAGAUGUCAUCUAGUGUUACAGCAUUUUGUAAGUGAAGAAGGGUCUUCACAUACAAGAUUACUUCAGUUUGAUCCAAACUGUUUUAUAGCUUUUCCCAGGUAGAACUCAAAAUUUUAGGUUAUUUUUAAGUAGAUAAUGUAUUUCCCCUGGAAGCAAAUUCCCAGAACGCUGGGGGGCAAACUGUUGGCAGAAGGGCAGGAAUUCUGCUCAACUGGUGCAAGAAAUGAAAAAGCUUCCAGUGUUUUCAAAUAGCCUGUGUGUUUAUGACUUUUUGUCAACCAUUACUCUAAAGCUGCAGUGUUACACUAGAUUAUGUAAGGAUGAGAGCAUUUCUUUAAAAGACCAAAACUGAAAUACAUAGACUGUAGAACAUACACAUGCAAUCCUGUGCAGUGUCUCAGGCACAACUCUGUAACCAAGGUAGUAUUGUGUGUUAGGUUCCUUAAUACUGUUUUGUGCUGGCAGCUCAGCACACCAGUGUGAAAAGCUGUUUGUUUGUUUAUUUGUGGGUUUUUUUCUGUAUCCAAAGGCAAGGCAGUACAGUCACACCCCAGCACUGUAGGUCAGGAAAGGCUUUGGCCUGAAAGCCAUAUACACCUCUGCAUAUUUGCGCUCUGAACGGACUAACUCUUGGCAGGUGCUACCACAGGAUGGUAGAAGCCACCCAGCACGAAAGAGAUGCUGCUCUACAAACCUCUGUAAGGAAAGCCAAGUGAGAGAUUCCUACCCCUUUAAGAUUCAUCACUGUAUGGUGAUAAAGAAGGGCUACAAAUGAUGGUUGCAAAUAUGUCUCCUUAAUUCUCGAUCAGUGACAAUGUGUAGUGUGGAGGAGAAGACGUGUCAAGACCAAGAUGAGAUCAAUAGCUGUUGUCAUAAAAUGUUAAGCAGUCACAUUUUAAGUAAGUAUUGCUAUAGGUUUUACACAACCAAAGCUACUGUAUGAUUGUAAUCUUGCCAAACUGUAAUGGAUAUAUAAAUGAACCUGAGGUAUAUGCAAUAAUAUCCAGUUAUUCUAGUUAUCAGCUACUAUAACCAAGUGGCUGGUUCAUUUGGUUAAUGCUGUCUAUGGCCUUUAAUCUUGGUGGUUAUUUUGUGUUUUUUAUUUUGGAAAAAAAAAGUCAAUAAAACUGUUUAGUUACAAA